GCAGGGCAAGAUUUAAAAGGAGAUGACCUUAGCUAGUUGAUGCCGCCCAGGACCUCCGGUGCCCAGGGCAAGGAGACCCACUGAGGGAAGUCGCCGGGGCAGGCUCGCGAGGGACGUGCAGGGACCGGAGAAGGGAGCCCCCUGGGAGCCCCCGGCAUCCCGCCACCAUGUGCGAGCUGUACACCAAGCAAGACACCCUGGCGUUGAGGAGGAAGCACAUCGGGCCCUCUUGCAAAGUCUUCUUUGCUGCGGAUCCCAUCAAAAUAGUGCGAGCCCAGCGGCAGUACAUGUUUGAUGAGAAAGGCGACCAGUACUUGGACUGCAUCAACAAUGUUGCCCACGUGGGACACUGCCACCCAGAAGUGGUCCAAGCUGCCCAGAAACAGAUGGAACUGCUAAAUACAAAUUCUCGCUUCCUCCACGACAACAUUGUUGAGUAUGCCAAGCGCCUGUCAGCAACCCUGCCGGACAAACUCUCCGUUUGCUAUUUUACAAACUCAGGAUCUGAAGCCAAUGACUUAGCCUUACGUCUGGCUCGGCAGUUCAGAGGCCAUCAAGACGUGAUCACUCUUGACCAUGCUUACCAUGGUCACCUGUCAUCUUUAAUUGAGAUCAGUCCAUAUAAAUUUCAGCAGGGCAAAGAUGUCAAGAAAGAAUUUGUGCAUGUGGCCCCAGCUCCAGAUACUUACAGAGGAAAAUACAGAGAAGACCAUGCAGACCCGGCCGGUGCUUAUGCCGAUGAAGUGAAGAAAAUUAUUGAGGAAGCUCAUAACAGGGGAAGGAAGAUUGCUGCCUUUAUUGCUGAAUCCAUGCAGAGUUGUGGCGGACAAAUAAUUCCUCCAGCAGGCUACUUCCAGAAAGUGGCAGAGUAUGUACGCGGAGCAGGAGGUGUGUUCAUAGCGGAUGAAGUUCAAGUAGGCUUUGGCCGAGUUGGGAAACAUUUCUGGAGCUUCCAAAUGCUUGGUGAAGAUUUCGUUCCAGACAUCAUCACCAUGGGAAAACCAAUGGGCAAUGGCCACCCAAUGGCAUGUGUGGUGACAACCAGAGAAAUCGCAGAAGCCUUCAGCAGCUCUGGGAUAGAGUAUUUCAAUACGUAUGGAGGAAAUCCAGUAUCUUCUGCUGUUGGUUUGGCCGUCCUGGAUGUAAUCGAAAAUGAAGACCUUCAAGGAAAUGCCACAAGAGUAGGGAAUUAUCUUACCGAGUUACUGAAUAAGCAGAAAGCUAAACAUACUUUGAUAGGUGAUAUCAGGGGUGUUGGCCUUUUUAUCGGAAUUGACUUAGUGAAGGACCGUGAGAAAAGGACCCCGGCCACAGCCGAAGCCCAGCACAUCAUCUACAAGAUGAAAGAAAAGCGAGUGCUUCUCAGUGCCGAUGGACCUCACAGAAACGUGCUUAAAAUAAAACCACCUAUGUGCUUCACUGAAGAAGACGCCAAGUUUAUGGUGGACCAGCUUGAUGGGAUUCUAACAGAUUUAGAAGAUGCCUUUGGAGCCAAAAUGGAGAAUGUGAUCUCUGAGAACAGUCCAUGCAGAACCAGGAUGCCAAAUGAAGCACGCUCAGAAAUGCUCCGUGACGGUGCCCCAGACCCCCAGGAAAAUCCCAGCCACAAGCGAAAUGGAUUGUGCACAGAUAAACACUCACUGCUCAGUAAGAGGCUCAAGACAUGAGGGGAUUAGCACUUUACAGUAAGAUAAAUAUCCAGAGUUCUAGAGAACCGAUGCAAGUGUCCUUUCUGUCCCAUCUCUGUUGUCCCCUCUAAAGGAAGAAUUUGCAUUUCCACUCAGAUGUGUAAAUAAAAAGGCAAAUGAGUAGUCAUAAGACUAAAUCCAAGGGAUAAUCAAACCACGUCAAGAUUGUUAGUUCAUCCUCUCGCCUGUUAAUUCCUUACUUGAAAUUCCUGAAAGUACUUCACUUAUUCUACUCAACGGACGCUUCAAAUUGAAUGUCAAGUUGGCAGUGUUACGUCUCGUGCUUUAAUGUUUGACAUGAGAGAGCAAAGUACAUAGAUUCCUGAACUUUGGAGACUGAAGGGCCUUAAAAUAUGAAUUCUUUAAUGAUUUAAUUUAUAAUAUAUUUAUGGACUAUAAUAAAAUAAAAGAUGAUGUAAGCCAAAAAAA
Molecule: messenger RNA, 2117 nt
Organism: Phacochoerus africanus (Common warthog)
Lineage: Eukaryota; Metazoa; Chordata; Mammalia; Artiodactyla; Suidae
Gene: ETNPPL
Product: ethanolamine-phosphate phospho-lyase
Exons: 13
Coding region: 168-1667 (499 amino acids)
Cellular component (GO): mitochondrion
Molecular function (GO): ethanolamine-phosphate phospho-lyase activity; pyridoxal phosphate binding; transaminase activity
Source: RefSeq, a predicted model, not a curated record